AUGCAACCGGACGUUUUGUACUCGGCCAAGCGUCACAAGGGCUGGCAACUGAAGGACGAGUUGGUUGACUACGUCGAAAGCCUACCAGCCACUCGCGACGACAUCCAUCUCGUCUACGGCAUCGACGCAUUGUCCAAGCCGUACAAUAGCAACUUCUACGCUGUCUCCCGAGUGCUCGGCAGUCACGCGACGGAGCCGCGCGUCAACCCACGUCCGGCCAACCUCUUCUCGAUCAUGGAAGGUCUGCGUCGGGUGGCAACUGACGCCGAGGACUCGCAGACCCCGACCAGUCGUGGCCAGCGUCGCCGGCGCGUCAUCUCCUCCUCCGAAGCCAGCGAGGCCGUGGAGCGUCUGCCAAAGUCCGCCUUUUCUGCCGCCGUCAUUAGUCAACCCACGUUCUGCGAUGCCAAGACCCGCUUUGGCUCCAACGGGUCACACUACUACACACGCAAGAACCCGCGGGCCAUGGAGAUGGACGCCUGCGAGCGGAAGCAGUUCAUUCGGGACCGCGAGUGGGAGGAUCCGGUCUACGAUGGUCCAGACACACUUCACCCGGCCUUAAAGGUAAGGUUGCACUUGUUUAUUUGUCUGAGACACAAUGUGGACAAUAUGAAGAGGAGGUGGGUUUCGAAGAAUUAUUCACUUGAUUGA
Messenger RNA from Protopolystoma xenopodis, 651 nucleotides. The record is from the annotation of a GenBank genome assembly. NCBI's taxonomy places the organism in Eukaryota, Metazoa, Platyhelminthes, Monogenea, Polystomatidea, Polystomatidae.